AUGUUGUCCACGUCAAUGUCCCCAAGAGAUCAGGGCUAUGCAGCAGAAAGCCUGGAUGACUUGGAUCUGGAGUCUCGUAGUGGCCAAGCUGGAGAAUCAUCUCACGCUCAGAUGGAGGAAGAUAGCAAGGACAAGUCCUUUCAGAGGGCAGGCACCAAAGACUCGCGGUUCAUGCAUCCAGAUGACAGCUUGCACUUGCAUUGGUAUGAGACAACGGUGCGGCUUCGUGGCAUGUUCUACAUCUUCUUCUCGCUUGCUGUGGUGAUGGCACUUUCCCUUGGGUGCACAGCAGAAGCCUUCUUCUUCAUCAUGGCCUCGCCCGAAGAUAGCGGACUCAGCUUCGGAAUUGUGGUCGGAAUCUUGCUGACGCCAUUGUCUCUGCUACUUACAGCGAUCUAUGUGGACGAGUGCAUCGAUAUGGGCUUGGAUGCGGCGGACAAGCCCUCCUUCGGACUCUUUCGAGCAGCGGUCACUGCCGCAACUCGUUGCUUCGGAAAGGUUCAGACAGACCAUGUCGAGCGGGCCCUUGUGCUGUUCGUGGAGACAGUGCCGAUCAUCUUUGCCAUCAUUUCUCUUGUGAUGAGCCCAAGCAAGGUUUACUGGUACAAGGAGGUCGGACGUGGAUACUGCCUUGGGGGCCUGAUCUGUGCUUUGUGCAUUUGCAUCACUUACAUCGCUUGCCACGCCCACGUGGGACACAUCCCUGCCCGGGACGAGCUCAUGGCCGAGCUUUAUCACAACAUGGGCCCACUCGGCCGCUUCAGACGCGCCGAGGGAAGUGGUGCUCAUGAGCUGAUCGACAAGCCCAAUCACUGGGGUCGCGCGUGCUGCUUUGGCCUCCUGGGCCUGUGCAUCGAGAUUGGGGUCAUACUCGUGUUCCUUUUUUUCCACAGGCUUUAUGCCAUUUGCAUCGGCGAGCUCCUUGCCACACUGCUUUGGGCCUUUGCUCUUCGCAGCUACGCCCCUCGCCUGCUGGGAAAAGCAUUCUGGUGCACCCUAAUAUUCUUCAUACUGCUUGCGGCAAGCCUUCUCAUGGGAACCAUGCAGUCGGCCGAGCCAAACCCAAGUGAACUGGAUCCGAUGGUACUGGGACCUGCCUCAAUGAACUUCAACACCUCUCUGGAGAGCAGGUUGCCCUUGCACUUCGAGGCUUCACCCCUUUCGCCCCACCCAGCCUCUCCCAUCUGCCGGACAAGCUGGGGAGAAGAAGGCGGCCUCAAGAACUGGGGCCUUUCCAUCCUGGAUCUCUCCAUCAUGGCAUUUGCAAGCUCCUUCGGAGGAGAAGCAGAUGUCCGCGAAGGUUUGGGCAAGAUGCUGAAUGGCACGUUUCCUGACUGGGAGCUGCUCGAGGUCGAGAACUGGAACACGACUGGAAGAUGGAUUGUGGUGGCGAUUCCAUCCCGUAACGUUCGUAUCAUCUCCGUGCGUGGGACAACAAAUCUGCGAGAUGCCUAUGCAAACUUGCAGAUCUAUUCUGCCAUUGUGGUGCUGCAGCUGAUGGGCAUCUUGACACCGGUUCUCAGCCUCAUGCCGCAAACCGUGAUUCAGCGGGUGGCUGGCGGCGGCAUCACCAAGAGCUUCAGGCAACGGUUUAGGGUCGAGGCCAGGCUUGCUGAUGCAGCGCGAAAGCACAAGGAGGAGGCCAAGAAAGCCGGUCAGGUUCUCGUGAUGACAGGCCACAGUCUGGGCGGUGCCUUGGUCGGAGCCGUAUCCACCCAGGUGGGGGUACCGGGAGUGGGCUUCUCACCCCCGGGCCUCCUUUUUCAGAAGUUCCAGUGGGACCUAGACCUCGUCCAGCUCACAAGGGCUUUCACGGUGGUCCAGCCGACGAACGACGUUGUCCCACAAGUGGACUCGCAGCGUGGUCUCAUCGAAUGGCUUCCCUGCGGCGAGAGUGCGCUGACGUGCCACCGCUUGACACAUACGGCAUGUGCCUUGUGGGCGCAAUGUGGGGACUCUCGACCCCGAGACUGGCGGCCAACUUGUUCACGUUGGUUUGGCCCGGAGGACCUGAAUUUGCCUGUUGGGGAAGGCGAAGGGCGAAAGGCCUGA
Molecule: messenger RNA, 2052 nt
Organism: Symbiodinium natans
Lineage: Eukaryota; Dinophyceae; Suessiales; Symbiodiniaceae
Source: the annotation of a GenBank genome assembly